AAUCCGAAGGAUCUAAUAACCCAACUCCAGAUCUCACUCCGCAAACAAGCCAGCGUCCCUUCCUACGAUCCAAACGACUCAUCACUCCCCAAUCUCCCUUCCCUUCCUCACUUAAUCUCCGACUCUCCCCACUUCCGCUGCCUCCACUGCAAAGCCCAUCUCCUCCGGCCCGACUCCCUCCUUUGCAUUUUCUGGAAAUGCCAGUCCAAUAGCGAGGCGCCACCUGAGCCCAUCAAAUUCAAGUCCACUUCCGGUUACCGCUGGUUCCUCCGCUCUCUCAACUUAGAUGGAUCUGAAACGGUGGGAGAGUCUUUGGAAGGGAAUGAAUGGAACAGAGGACCGCGACAGGAGUCUCCAUUAUCUGAUCUUUUAGAUUUAGAAAUAAGGUGGAAUGAUGCCGAGCUGGAUAGUUUUGAAUCUAGUUUGAGAAAGAAUAAUCCUUUGAAUUUGGCUGGACUUGAUCUUGAUGAUGAUUUUUUAGCUGAAAGGAAAGGAGAUUCUGUUUCAAUACCAACCCAAGGGACAUUGCCUGUAAAGAAAGAGAUUGAUUCUACUGGUAGUGAGUUUCAAUCUCGUCAAAACCUUAGUUUAUUGAGAUACAGGUUUCUAAGAGUAGUGGUUCUGUUUCUGUUGGCAGGCUAUGACAAUCAAUCUUCUUCCGAAUCCAAAACAAACAACUGGUUUCGUGAUGAUAUGCAGAGUAAUUCCACUUUAGGGGUGAGGAUAGACGAAGCAAAUAUUUCUUCUUCUGCGAAUGUUGACUGGAUUCAAGGUGAUCAAGGACAAAGCACUGGCAACAAUGCCCCUGACAAGAGAACUACUAAUGAUGAUGAUGAUGAUUCCUUUGAUGCGUGGAAUGAUUUUAAGGGUUCCACCAGUGCACCAGAUGCUGCUAAAAGUUAUCGGGACCAGACUACUGAUGGUGUCAAGUCGAUGAAUGACAAAGGUCAUGAUUCUUUUUCUGGAUGGGGGGCUGGCUCUGAAUCUACUGCUUUUGAAACUCAGCAUGAGGUAUCCAAAUCUUUUGAUAAUUUUGCUGGUUCUUCUGCCGACCUUUCUACUCACAUGGACAGUGUCUUUGGAACAGGAAAAGACUCAUUUCAUGGAAAAGCAGUAGAUAACAGAACUUCAUCUCACACUAAUUGGUUUCAAGAUGAUCUAUGGAGUAAUUCCACCUCAGGGACUGUUCAUCAUGCUGAGCAAUCUGAUUUGAAUGUAGGUAAUAAGGAUGAUGGGAUGUUAGGAAAUACAAAAUCUCCCGUGAGUGUAAAUGGAAUUGAAGAUGAUCAAUGGCCAACAAGUAGCAACAAGGCAGCGGAUGACAGAACCAAUGAUGAAGAUGAUGAUUCAUUUGGGGCUUGGAAUGAUUUUAAAGGCUCAAGAUGGGACACUGACUUUCAAUCUGCUAGUUCUAAAAAUCAUCAUGAGGGUUCCAAAUCAUUUGAUCCUUUAGUGGGUUCCUCAGUUGAUCUUUCUGAUCACAUGGAUACUGUCUUUGCAUCAGGAAAAGAUUUUGUUGAUGGAAAAGUGAAAGAUGGCUCCAACGUUUCCAACACAAACAAUUGGUUUCAGGAUGAUCUAUGGAGUAAUUCUACCUCAAAGGUAACUCGUCAAGCUGAAAAUUUUGAUGCAACUAUUGAUGUUAUGGAUUCUGGAACAGCUCAGAGUAUGCAUAAUUCUCCCUCAAUGAACGUUGAUUGGUUUCCAGAUGAUCAAUGGCUAACUGGCAACAACAAGGCACCUGAUAGAAAAGCUGUUGACAAAUCAGACAAUUCUUUUGGUGAUUGGAAUGAUUUUAAAAGCUCAACAACUAUGCAAGAUGCUUUUAGUGAUCCUUCAAAACAAGCUGCUAGACCUGAUAAAAUGACAAUUGAUGAUGAUGAUGACUUGUCUGGUGCUUGGAAUGAUUUUACUAGCUCAAUUAGUGCAAAUGAUCCUUCAAGUAUGUCUUUCAAACAUACUGUCAAUCAUGAGAAGCCUUCUAUUGGAACUUCAGAAAUGCACGUCUUCGGUAUGGAUAGCAAUUCACAUGACAAUAAUUCUGGUAAUUUAUCUCAACCUGAUCUCUUUUCAAGGUCAUUCGGCAAUCAAAAUGGCUCUGUCGAAGCUCCCGUUUCAAGCAGGAUGGCCGAUGCAAGUGUAAGAGGUGGUAGUAAUACUGAAGUUGCAAAAAAUGGAGGUUUUUCCAGUGCAACAACAGGGUCAAAAACAGAUGAUAUAGAGAUACUGAUGUCACAAAUGCAUGAUUUAUCCUUUAUGUUGGAAAGCAAUCUUUCAAUACCUCCAAAACUUUGUAAAGAUUGAGAGCCAUUUUUUUUCCCUCUCAAGUUGGUAUUGUUUUGUUGGUUCUUGUCUGCUCUGUAUCCUAGUUUUGAUUGGUCCAUGCAUCUGAAAUUCUUUCCUGCAUCCAGUGGUCGUAUGGCUUUGUUCUUCCUCUGAUAUUAGAAGAAUGUAUUAUGAAAUGAUUAACGAACUUUUCUUAAUAAACGUGGUUUGUAGAUGUUGUUUUUA
Molecule: messenger RNA, 2511 nt
Organism: Theobroma umbraticum
Lineage: Eukaryota; Viridiplantae; Streptophyta; Magnoliopsida; Malvales; Malvaceae
Source: RefSeq, a predicted model, not a curated record